CCAAGCGAGUUGGGGACAGUGUGGUCCCCAAGCACACGGGAAGGCGUCACGCAGGAGGGCGGAAGUGGGAUGAUGCAGGAGAGCAGAGUCUUGGAAACCUAUAUAUUGAGGAGAUGGCUGUCCUUGCGCCACACACUCACUUGCAGUCAUCAGGCACUUGUUGCGGUGUCCCACAAAAUCUGAAGAUCAUGAAGACUACAGCAAGAGUGAAAUGCUCCCUCACAUUGAUGGCCGUGGUGCUGCUGGUAGGCGUGUUCCUCACGGAUACUGCCGAAGCUCAAGGACGCGGGAGGGGGCGAGGCAGAGGCCGAGGAAGAGGUCGAACAAAGACCAUAAGUGACAAACUUGAACGAUGUGUGUGUGGCGAGGUUGACGGUGAUUCUGCCUGCAGCACGUGCUUUGAUGAAACGCGCACAGAUCCAGAUAAUGCCUCUCUUGCCUCCAUCAGUGAUUGUCUCGAGGGUGAAGGGAUUAGUUUCAACAUGACAGCACAGUGCCAAAAAUCCUCACGCUCGCGACGCCCUCAGGAAUGAUAUCGUUGCCAAGACCAAAAAACAAAAACGGCUUCUGCUGUUGCUGCUGUUCUGGCGGCGUCACCAACACAACAGCAACAGAUAUAUGAAGAAACUUCUAGCAAACGGAAAAAGGAUACAAGUCACUUUUUUUCUCCUUCGUCACCAUUUUCUAUUACACUACCCGACUUCCACCACCAGACCCUACCGCACCACAUUCUUCAAUGCGGUCUACAAUAAUUAUGUCUGCAUGUCUGCCUGUCUCGCACCGUUCCUUUCAAUAAAGCCUCACACGUU
This is a messenger RNA of Portunus trituberculatus (swimming crab), 809 nucleotides long. RefSeq lists its product as uncharacterized. Bases 114 to 533 code for a protein of 139 amino acids. The record is from RefSeq and is a predicted model, not a curated record. The transcript is spliced from 6 exons. Lineage: Eukaryota; Metazoa; Arthropoda; Malacostraca; Decapoda; Portunidae.